Calypte anna (Anna's hummingbird) is the source of this 769-nucleotide messenger RNA. It is a transcript of the gene ITPA, whose product is annotated as inosine triphosphatase. The transcript is spliced from 8 exons. Gene Ontology annotation, biological process: nucleoside triphosphate catabolic process. NCBI's taxonomy places the organism in Eukaryota, Metazoa, Chordata, Aves, Apodiformes, Trochilidae. Gene Ontology annotation, cellular component: cytoplasm. Gene Ontology annotation, molecular function: nucleoside triphosphate diphosphatase activity. Bases 81 to 689 code for a protein of 202 amino acids. The record is from RefSeq and is a predicted model, not a curated record.
UCCCAUUGGCUGAGCCCUGCUGGGUGUGGCGCGGCCGCGGGCGCUGAUUGGCGGCUGAGCGCGGCGCGGGCGCAGGCAAGAUGGCGGCGCCGGCUCGGAGGAGCGUGGUGUUUGUGACCGGCAAUGCCAAGAAGCUGGAGGAGGUCACUCAGAUCCUCGGGGACUCCUCUCCCUACACGCUGGUGGCAAAGAAAAUCGACUUGCCCGAGUACCAGGGGGAGCCGGACGAGAUCUCGGUGCAGAAAUGCCGUGAAGCCGCCCGGCAGGUUCAAGGACCUGUUAUAGUAGAGGACACCUGCUUGUGUUUCAAUGCCCUGGGGGGGCUUCCAGGACCAUACAUAAAAUGGUUCCUGGAAAAACUCAAACCAGAAGGCCUCUACAAGCUGCUGGCUGGGUUUGAAGACAAGUCUGCCUAUGCUCUCUGUACCUUUGCAUUCAGUUCUGGAAACCCAGAGGAGCCUGUGAAGCUUUUCAAAGGCCAGACUCAUGGGCUGAUAGUGGAGCCCAGAGGCCCUCGAGAUUUCGGUUGGGAUCCCUGUUUUCAGCCAGACGGCUACAACCAGACCUACGCCGAGCUGCCCAAGGCAGUGAAGAACUCCAUCUCGCAUCGGUACCGAGCGCUGAGCGAGCUCUCUGCCUUCUUUGCCCAGAGCAACAACCGGACCGAGUCCCGUUCGGGUCCCAGCUGACACCGCCGGGCUGCGGGCUCCCGGUGAUGUCCGUCUGUCGUUCCGCUCCACUGCGAGCUGACAUUAAACCCUCUCCGGUA